AUUUUCAUUAUUAUUUUUUUUUACAAUUACAACAAUUUAAAAUAAAUAUACAUUUGAAAUAUAUAUUUGUAAUGAAUGCAUAUAGAAAAUUCACAAAAGCAUCUAGGCCUUGUUCAUAUGCAGAAGAGAUUUCUACAGAUCACUGUUGGGGAAACUUUGCAUGGUAUUGACUAUACCUGCAUGUUACACGCGGUGGCGUCAGGGGUGGUGCUGCAAACACGGAAUUGACGUCGACUGACACACGACACAUAAUGACUAAUUAGCCGUGACUUUUUUUUUGUUGCUACAAGGUAACUACUUUCAUUUGAGAAAACAUUUGCUUGGUCAAUAGAAGGCAUAAUAGAGGACUCCAUCUUGCAAGAUUUUUCUAUGACCUCAGAAUUAAAAAAAAAAAAAGUGUAUUUCCCCUUUAAAGGGGAACUGCACUUUUUUCCACUUUUGCCACACAGUUUGUAUACAAAACGUUAAUGGAGGGUUUUGAAGUUUAUUCUAAUUAACCACAUCUUCCAAGAGUUUUUUAUUAUCUUUAAAAUCCUAAUUAAAAAGAAAACAAAAACCUAUCUCAAAAAUUGUCAAAAAGUUAGAUAUAGUAAUUAAAAAAAAUCUUAUUCUGAAUUUAACUCAUUCAAUCAAAUAACUUUUGCACAAUAUUCUGAUUUUUUAGAUGCACGUUGGUCCACAGUAUAUAUUUGAAACCCUGGGUUGAUUCCUAUUGCAGCUUUCUCUUAACAUUAAUAUGUGGUGUCGCACUGGCCUCUAGCGACAGAAGCUUGACAUUACACAUACUAUAUGACAUCCCAGGACCAUUUAAAUGUCAAUAAAUAAACAUUUGUAAAUGUAAUUGCAUUGAUAUUCAGUAAUUAUCAGAACCAAAUGCAUAUUGUUAGACAUAUCACGUUCGGUAUCGAUUGCAAUAUGAUUAUGUAUCUGAGGUGUGGAGGCGGCGGUGCAAUAUAAAUGGUUGUAAUUUUACCCACUGCCACAAAAUGUCCUCAAUGCACACUGUCUGAAACUUGCCAAAAAAUUACCUAAAAAAACACUGCACAAUAUCACCGUUGUUGAGAAGCCGCUGUGCACGAUGUGGCACAAAGCUAACAUAUAGAAGCUGCAUAACUUCUACAUCACAUAAUUCUAAGGGAUAUGAAUAGAAUACACACAUUUUUCCCCUUCAUGUGAAUUGCGUGGCUUGACCAAACUUGCAUUAGGCUCCGCCCCUUUCGGUCCUACUACGUGUUCGGGCUGGUAUCCUUAACUUACAAGCAUCUCGGGUAGAAGACGGAGAAAAAAGGGACCUCAGCCCUUUUCAUUAUCCGCCAUUAACGCCAACAUCGACCCAUCGAAGGUCUGUCAACUUGUUUUUUAUAAGACGUCAUGAUUUUUGUUCGAUGAAAUACGUAUUUGAAGUUGAGAGAGAGAAGAGGAGGUGAUUGCCGGAUAUCUGAUAGGAUUUGUAGUUUGCUAUUUUUUCUUUUGCGCGCGGAUUAAGCAAACAGGUUUUUGACAAAAGUGUGGAAAAGUUGCAACUUCCUCAGGAUCUUUAUGUUGGGAAUCAAAGAAGGUUCUUGAGCAAAGAAAGAGAGAACUCAUCUUGAGAAUGGCGCUAAAGGCCAGGGUGUUGUACGACUUCAGCUCGGAGAACCAAGGGGAGAUCUCCAUUAGUGAGAACGAGAUGGUCACCCUGUUUAGUGAGGAAGAACUACAGGGCUGGUUGGAGGGGGAGAACAGCAGGGGGGAUGUUGGCCUCUUCCCAGCGUCCUAUGUGGAGAUCAUUAGGGAUCACAUCACCUCCAACAACAACAAUGGUUUCUCCUCUCCUAAAGUUGUCACCCCCACCCAUGUCACCUAUUCUCAGAAAGGACCCGAAGCAGGAAGUGUUGGCAGCGGGGGAGGCAGCUUCCACACCAGCCAGGGGAGCGAUGACGACUGGGACGACGAAUGGGAUGACACUUCUCCAGCGACGGACACCCCCAGGGGUCUGGGUACCUCACCGCCUUCCUUGUACCCUGUGACCACCUCCCUUCCGGGCAGACGCAGCAGCUCGCAGCAACCUCAGGCCAAGAGCUCGGCCACGGUGGGAAGGAACCUAAACAGGUUCUCCACCUUUGUCAAGUCUGGAGGUGAGGCCUUCUUGCUCGGGGAGGCGGCCGCUUUUGUUAGAGAUGGGGACAAGAUCUGUGUGGCAAUGGGCAAGCACGGACCCGAGUGGCAGGAGGACCCAUACCCCUUCACCUGCACGAUUGACGACCCCACCAAGCAGACUAAGUUCAAAGGCAUGAAGAGCUACAUGUCCUAUGGCCUGACCCCGACACACACCAACGUUCAAGUCAACCGCAGGUACAAACAUUUUGACUGGCUCUACGCUCGGCUGGUGGAGCGUUUUCCCGUCAUCUCAGUGCCACAUCUGCCGGAGAAACAGGCCACUGGGCGUUUUGAGGAGGACUUUAUAUCCAAGCGAAGGAAAGGCCUCAUCUGGUGGAUGAACCACAUGACCAGCCACCCUGUGCUGGCCCGCUGCGACGUCUUUCAGCAUUUCCUCACAUGUGGGGCGGAUGAGAAGGCCUGGAAACAGGGCAAGAGGAAAGCAGAGAGGGAUGAGUUGGUCGGGGCAAAUUUCUUCCUCACGAUCAGCACGCCGGCUGUUCCACUUGACCUUCAGGAAGUGGAGAGCAAGAUCGAAGGCUUCAAGACCUUCACUAAGAAGAUGGACGAGAACAUUGUGCUCGUCAACACCACCAUCAAUGACUUUGCACGCAAGCAGAUGUCAGGAUUCAAGAAAGAGUACCAGAAAGUGGGACAAUCCUUCAAACUCCUCUCACAGGCGUUUGAGAUGGAUCAGCAGGUCUUCUCAGCAGGUCUGAACAAGGCCAUCGCGUAUACUGGUGAUGCCUAUGAGGCCAUAGGAGAGUAUUUUGCAGACCAACCACGUCACGACCUGGAUCCCAUUUCUGAUCUGCUGGAUCUCUACAGAGGACAUCUGGCCAACUUUCCUGACAUCAUCCAUGUGCAGAAAGGUGCGCUGACCAAGGUGAGAGACUGUCCCACGCUGGAGGGCGAGCUCCACGACCGCUGCAACAUCAUCUCAUGCGCCACGUUGGCCGAGAUCCAGCAUUUCCACCGCACGCGCAUCAGAGAUUUCAGAGGGCAGAUGCAGCACCACCUACAACAGCAGAUCGGAUUCUUCCAGAAAAUCACUGCCAAGCUGGAGGAUGCGCUCCAGAGGUAUGGCAGCGAGCAGUAAGAUGAGAGCGGUGGAAAUCGUAAAAAAAAAAAGAAAUUUGGAAUAGACUGGAGAGCAGAUGGGGUGACAGAUGAGCUCAUCCUGCAGAAAUGGAGCAUCAUUGACCGCACGUAGGGACUUUUGACAUGGACUUUAACGGACAAACAUUAUUAAAUAAGGCGUGGACAUGUGGAAUCAUUAGAACAAAUGUAAUUUUCUUAAUGCUCUCAGUGCAUCACACAACUCAGCAAGACUAGAAAUUAAUAUGAUGGGUGGGGCUCUCUUGAUGCAGCCUUUAAAUUGCAUUCAUUAAGCAUUCAUCAAUUUAAAGACUGAAUAAGUGUUCAUUCUACAAACCCCGUUUCCAUAUGAGUUGGGAAAUUGUGUUAGAUGUAAAUAUAAACGGAAUACAAUGAUUUGCAAAUCAUUUUCAACCCAUAUUCAGUUGAAUAUGCUACAAAGACAACAUAUUUGAUGUUCAAAAUGAUCAAAAAAUUUUUUUUUGCAAAUAAUCAUUAACUUUAGAAUUUGAUGCCAGCAACACGUGACAAAGAAGUUGGAAAGGUGGCAAUAAAUACUGAUAAAGUUGAGGAAUUCUCAUCAAACACUUAUUUGGAACAUCCCCGAGGUGUGCAGGCUAAUUGGGAACAGGUGGGUGCCAUGAUUGGGUAUAAAAACAGCUUCCCAAAAAAUGCUCAGUCUUUCACAAGAAAGGAUGGGGCGAGGUACACCCCUUUGUCCACAACUGCGUGAGCAAAUAGUCAAACAGUUUAAGAACAACGUUUCUCAAAGUGUAAUUGCAAGAAAUUUAGGGAUUUCAACAUCUACGGUCCAUAAUAUCAUCAAAAGGUUCAGAGAAUCUGGAGAAAUCACUCCACGUAAGCGGCAUGGCCGGAAACCAACAUUGAAUGACCGUGACCUUCGAUCCCUCAGACGACACUGUAUCAAAAACCGACAUCAAUCUCUAAAGGAUAUCACCACAUGGGCUCAGGAACACUUCAGAAAACCACUGUCACUAAAUACAGUUCGUCGCUACAUCUGUAAGUGCAAGUUAAAACUCUACUAUGCAAAGCGAAAGCCAUUUAUCAAAUCAAAUCAAAUCAACUUUAUUUAUAAAGCACAUUUAAAAUUUACCACAGGGGUAGCCAAAGUGCUGUACAAUGGGCAGGUUAAAAGAUAAUACGAGUACCGAGCAAAUACAACACAACACAAACAGAACACGAUAAAAAAUAAAUAAAUAAAAUAGAAUAAAUAAAAACAUAAAAACAGGUUCACAGCAGGUGUAUUAUGGGACGCCAUUGCAGGAUAGAUAUCACUCAGUGUUAAAAGCCAUGGAAUAAAAGUAUGUUUUUAAGAGAGAUUUAAAAACAGGAAGAGAGGAGGCUUGUCUAAUACUCAGAGGUAGGUCGUUCCAGAGCUUGGGAGCAGCAACGGCGAAAGCUCUGUCACCUCUAAGCUUCAGUCUUGUGUCAGGGACCGUCAACAGCAGCUGAUCAGCUGAUUUUAAGGAUCAGGUGGGGCAGUAAGGCUGAAGGAGGUCGGAGAGAUAGGUUGGGGCGAGGUUGUUUAGACAUUUAAAAACAAAUAAAAGGAGUUUAAAAUUGAUUCGAUAACGCACAGGGAGCCAGUGAAGGGACGCUAAUAUAGGGGUGAUGUGCUCACGUCUGCGGGUCUGUGUUAGCAGACGAGCAGCAGAGUUCUGCACGAGCUGCAGGCGGGCGAGGGAGGCCUGGCUAAUGCCAACAUACAGGGCAUUACAGUAGUCAAGACGAGUCGAGAUAAAGGCGUGGAUUAAUUUCUCAAGAUCAUGUCCUGAUAGAAGCGGUUUCACUUUCGCUAUUUGGCGUAAUUGAUAAAAGCUUUUUUGAACGACGCUGCUGAUUUGUUUUUUGAAUUUAAAAUCUGAGUCGAACUUUACACCCAGGUUUGUGACACAGUCGCUGAGAUACGGGGUCAGAGUGCCGAGGUCAACGUUGGAGGAGGGAGAGCGACUUGGACUGAACAACAUAACUUCUGUUUUGUCUUCAUUUAGGCUCAGGAAGUUAGCUGAAAGCCAGACUUUGAUGUCGUGCAGGCAGUCAAUAAGACGUUGAACCGUGUUAUUUUGUGCCAUGGGAAAAUAAAUCUGGCAAUCAUCGGCAUAAAAAUGAAAUGCAAUACUGUACUUCCUAAAAAUAGAACCGAGGGGGAGAAGGUAAAGCGCAAAUAAAAUUGGGGCAAGGAUUGAACCCUGGGGGACCCCAUGUGGUAAAGGAGCUGUGGAAGACAUAAAUCUGUCUACUUUUACACAAAAACUCCUGUCGGUUAGGUACGACCGGAACCAGUUGAGGGCGGCGCCCUUAAUGCCCACACAGUUCUCAAGACGAGUGAUUAAGGUGGCGUGGUCGACGGUGUCGAACACAGCAGACAGAUCUAAAAGCACCAGGACAACAUAUUUACCAGAAUCAGUUGACAGGAGGAUAUCGUUAAAAACUUUUAGAAGCGCUGACUCUGUGCUAUGGAGGGCUUUAAAACCGGACUGGAACAGCUCAGUGAUACCAUUAUCCUCUAAGAAGGGCAACAACUGACUGUAGACAACCUUCUCUAAUAUUUUGGAAAUGUAUGGAAGAUUAGAGAUAGGUCUGAGGUUAGAGAGGAGAGAGGGGUCGAGGCUUGUUUUUUUAAGUAGAGGUCGUACCACUGCAUGUUUAAACUCUACUGGAACUAUUCCAGAAGAGAGGCUACUAUUGAUAAUGUUAAGGACACUUGAUUCAAUAGUAGCAAGUACCUCCUUAAACAGGCGAGGUGGGAGGGCAUCUGCAGGAGAACCAGAGGGCUUCAUAUGACUAACUGUGUCACUUAAAAAAGAAAAGGACACCGGCUCAAACUGAUGGAAAACAACAUCCAGAAACGCCGCCGGCUUCUCUGCGCCCGAGAUCAUCUAAAAUGGACUCAUGCAAAGUGGAAAAGUGUUCUGUGGUCUGACGAGUCCACAUUUCAAAUUGUUUUUGGAAAUAUUCGACAUCGUGUCAUCUGGACCAAAGGGGAAGCGAACCAUCCAGACUGUUAUCGACGCACAGUUCAAAAGCCAGCAGCUGUGAUGGUAUGGGGGUGCGUUAGUGCCCAAGGCAUGGGUAACUUACACAUCUGUGAAGGCACCAUUAAUGCUGAAAGGUACAUACAGGUUUUAGAACAACAUAUGCUGCCAUCUAAGCGCCGUCUUUUUCAUGGACGCCCCUGCUUAUUUCAGCAAGACAAUGCUAAGCCACAUUCAGCAUGUGUUACAACAGCGUGGCUUUGUAAAAUAAGAGUGCGGGUACUUUCCUGGCCUGCCUGCAGUCCAGAUAUGUCUCCCAUUGAAAAUGUGUGGCACAUUAUGAAGCGUAAAAUACGACAGCGGAGACCCCGGACUGUUGAACGACUGAAGCUCUACAUGAAACAAGAAUGGGAAAGAAUUCCACUUUCAAAGCUUCAACAAUUAGUUUCCUCAGUUAAAAGAAAAGGUGAUGUAACACAGUGGUGAACAUGCCCUUUCCCAACUACUUUGGCACGUGCUGCAGCCACGAAAUUCUAAGUUAAUUAUUACUAUUGAAAAAAAAAAAAAGUUUGAGUUUGAACAUCAAAUAUCUUGUCUGUGCAUUCAAUUGAAUAUGGGUUGAAAAAGAUUUGCAGAUAAUUGUAUUCCGUUUAUAUUUACAUCUAACACAAUUUCCCAACUCAUAUGGAAACAGGGUUUGUACAUCUUACUCACCAAUUGUUUGUUUGGAGGAUGACGCAAAAACUACCAAAAACAAUUUCAAAAUUGUUUUGAACUUUUGUUAAAAUUUCAACUUCUGCUCUGCUAAGAACUUGUGGAAAAACUGAACAUGGAGUUGACUCCAGCAGGAAGAACAAACCGAAAAUUAUGGUUAUUUGUAGGUUGUGUUAAGAAGCAGCUCUACAACUUUAAUGGACAUCAUAGGUUAGAAUAAAAACCAUUUUAACAGAGUGUCUCAAACGCUCAUCCAUUUGGUGUAAGCCAGGGGUGUCCAAACGUCUACCAGCCAAGAAUGCAAACUGAAAAAUGAAAUAUGUAUUUUGUACAUUAAAGAUGCUAAAACCAAGCCAAUAUAUGCUAAGCGUAGCUAUGAAGGAAACAUUGACAUCAUAGCGUUUGUGUUGUAGGUGGCAAGGCAAAUAGGUUUAAGUGAAUAUCUAAUAUUUAUUAUGAAUAAUUAAUUAAUGUAAUUUUCAGCAUAUGCCAAGGGACACUAAAACUCCACUUUGGACACCCCUAGUGUAAGUGUUUCAUUGCAAUGUUUCGGUAAAACAUUCCGUAUGUUCUAAAUAACUGAUAUUAUUAUUGGUGCUUCUCACUUUAGUUUUGUUGAAUGUUAUUUUCACAAUGCUAUGAAUAAACCCAUUGAUGUUUUGUUUAAAGGGCAAGUGUAGUUGUUCCUAGCAUGCACAUAGUAAGUGUCCAAACAUUUCAAUCUGCAAAUAAAUGGAUAUACUGUAGAACAUGUUCAACUGUGUUAGUCAUUAGGAAAACACACACACACAAACACGUACGCACACACACACACACACACACACACACACACACACACACA
This is a messenger RNA of Nerophis lumbriciformis (worm pipefish), 7788 nucleotides long. Its product is annotated as sorting nexin-18-like. Gene Ontology annotation, biological process: mitotic cell cycle; cleavage furrow formation; endosomal transport. Gene Ontology annotation, molecular function: phosphatidylinositol binding; protein binding. Gene Ontology annotation, cellular component: cytoplasmic vesicle; plasma membrane. Lineage: Eukaryota; Metazoa; Chordata; Actinopteri; Syngnathiformes; Syngnathidae. The record is from RefSeq and is a predicted model, not a curated record.